Papaver somniferum (opium poppy) is the source of this 1592-nucleotide messenger RNA. RefSeq names its product GDSL esterase/lipase At2g04570-like. The transcript is spliced from 3 exons. The record is from RefSeq and is a predicted model, not a curated record. Gene Ontology annotation, molecular function: hydrolase activity, acting on ester bonds. Bases 379 to 1440 code for a protein of 353 amino acids. Lineage: Eukaryota; Viridiplantae; Streptophyta; Magnoliopsida; Ranunculales; Papaveraceae.
UAGGAUUUCAUCUACACUAUUCAACAUAGCACAGCUGGGGGAGAUCUCAUGUAUCCUAGUACUUAGCUUUUCUGCUACCUGCAAAAUUCUCAUUCAAAAGCUUUUCACACAAACAUUUGAAUCCUUCAGCUUCCACAGCUUCUUCCACAGAGAGGGACUCCUUUCCCCAACAGAAUCAUUUUUGACAUUACUAGAAAAUUAUUGACUUGCUCAAACUGAGACUUUUCCAAUUAUAUCUGGAAGCCAAAGGAGUUUUACAUUGAUUUCCUUGUAGUAGUGCUAUUUUCCCACAAGGGGCAGUUUUAGAUAUUUCCUACAUAAGGGAUCGACAUUAGUCACUUCACUUCUAAAGAGUUUAGUUGAUAGCAAGCAUUAGCAAUGUCAACCCAGUAUAGUCUACUACUCUGUGUUCUUAAUAUACUUGUAUUUGCAGUUCUGGAGAUCACAGGAACUAAUAAAAUUCCUGGGCUUAUCGCGUUCGGAGACUCCACAGUUGAUGCGGGCAAUAACAAUCAAGUUUUAACCUUGAUAAAGGCUAACUUCCCACCAUAUGGACAAGAUUUCGAAGGUGGGAAACCCACUGGGCGGUUCUGCAAUGGGCGGUUGCCUACCGAUUUCCUGUCAGAGAUGUUAGGGAUUAAACGUUCCAUACCUGCAUAUCUGGAUCCAGCAUUUGGUAUUGAAGAUUUUGCUACCGGAGUUACCUUUGCUUCAUCUGGAACUGGUUUUGAUGUUGCUACUUCAACAAUAUUAGCUGUGAUACCUCUAUCCAAAGAAUUGGAUUACUUCAAAGAGUACCUGGAAAAGUUAACGUCCUUUCUUGGAAAUGAUACUGCAGCAGAGACAGCAAGAGAAUCAUUGUACAUUAUCAGCAUCGGGACGAACGAUUUCGUCCUGAAUUACUUCACUGUGCCCGGACGGUCAUUUCAGUUUACAGUAGAUGAAUACCAGGAUUUUCUCCUUGGUACCGCAAGAAAUUUUCUUAUCGAGCUUCACAGUUUGGGUGCUAGAAAAAUAGUAAUUGUCGGGCUUCCUCCUAAUGAUUGCCUACCAAUAGUAAAAACUUUGGAUCUUGUUCCUGUCAGACCGAGUUUGGAAGAGAUAAAAAAAGCUAGUAUAGACUAUAAUGUCAAGUUACAAAAUCUGGUGUGGAGUUUGAGUAUAGAGCUUGAGGGGAUCAAACUGGUGUACGCAGAUAUCUAUAAUCCUCUUCUACAUAUCAUUCAAAAUCCAAAUCUAUACGGAUUUGAAAACGCAGAGGAAGGAUGUUGUGCAACAGGAACAGUUGAGUUUGGGUUUCCAUGCAUAGCAGGAAAUGCAUUAUCUUGCCCCGAUCCAGGCAAAUAUGUAUUUUUUGAUGCAGUACACCCAACUGAAAAGGUUUAUGGCAUAUUAGCCAAUACACUGAUAAAUACGACCAUAUCUCAAUUAAUUAAGUGACUACUAGCUAACAACGGAGAGGGUUAAGAAACAUAUCCGAAGAACACAUCCAUAUAAAAACCAAUCUGUAAAUGUAAUAGUAUCUGUGCACUGCAAUAAAAACUCUUGGAUACACAAUAUCUAUUGUUGGGUCAGAACUAAUUUGUUAAUUA